Messenger RNA from Darwinula stevensoni, 696 nucleotides. The record is from the annotation of a GenBank genome assembly. NCBI's taxonomy places the organism in Eukaryota, Metazoa, Arthropoda, Ostracoda, Podocopida, Darwinulidae.
AUGAACGUCAGACUGAUUUCAAAAACAGAAGUUUCACAAGAACACCUACGUGCACUUGCCGAUGAAUCGGCAAGUGCUGAGUUUCUUGCUGUGCUCCAAGAACCUGAGGCCUUGAUGAUCUAUAUUGCACGUGUGUCAGCUCCUGCGUCGCAGCAGAAGCUUGAAUUUCGCGGUCUGCUUGAAUACUGCUAUCAACAUGGACACUGGUCCGUAUUUGAAAUGAUCGAUGCCACGCUUGAAAUACAAACAAGCCGAGCGAUUGCCCAACAGAUCCUCCGGCAUCGAAGUUUUGUCUUUCAGGAAUUCUCUCAACGCUAUGCUGAAGCACGUCUUGGAUUCGAGGAAGUCCAAGCUCGCCGACAGGAUCUGAAAAAUCGUCAGAACAGUAUCGAUGACAUGUCGCAGCAAGAUCAGGACUGGUUUCAAGAGGCUCAAAAAGAGGUCUCACAGCGUGCAUUAGUUCUCUAUGACGAAGCACGCAGACGUGGAAUCGCCAAAGAACAGGCACGUUUUCUGCUUCCGCUUUCCACGCGCACACGUCUUUAUAUGAAAGGGAGUCUGCGUCAAUGGAUCCACUACGUGAAUUUGCGAGCGGCUGAUGGAACACAAAAAGAACAUCAAGAAAUCGCUAUAGCUGCACGGCAUGUCUUGGCGAUGGAGUUUCCUCUUUUGGCCUCAGUGCUCGGCUGGGACUAA